Messenger RNA from Schistocerca gregaria, 6358 nucleotides. RefSeq names its product protein fem-1 homolog B-like. Lineage: Eukaryota; Metazoa; Arthropoda; Insecta; Orthoptera; Acrididae. Gene Ontology annotation, molecular function: protein binding. Bases 601 to 2529 code for a protein of 642 amino acids. The transcript is spliced from 10 exons. The record is from RefSeq and is a predicted model, not a curated record.
AUACAGCAAGACUUACGCGUCGCCUGUAAUAUCUCACAUGUAUUACCUACCUUUCGUAAUUCGCACGUGUAGUUGUUCACGAAUUAGAUCGAUAUCCGCAUGAGUAAAUCAAAGAUCCAAGGAUGGCGUAGCAAACUUAAAACGAUUUUUCUGUGCUUAAAAACACUGCAUGCGAGUCUGUCUGUAGUAAACUUUGGUUUAUUACACCAGAACUAGCGAUAAAGCGUAAUUGUUUUCUUUCUGGUGUUGACAAUCAGAUUGGAAUUUAAUUUUGUCCUGUGACUCUUCUACAUAGAAGGCAGUGACUCAGCUGACUAUUUUGCGCACAAAAAGCAGAAGUUCGCAGAAAGCAGUUGUGGUUCAGCAGUGUUGAGAAGUGGACGAGUGCGUGUGGUGCAUUGCGGGGUUCCUAUACACGAAGCAUCCUUUCCCACUUUUUUGAAAAUCAUACCCUUGGUGAUAGUUUUCGUGAGAAAGUUAUUCAUGUGUCUAAGGAGCCGCAGCAUUUGCGGAGAAAUUGUUCUAUACGUAAACCUGCUUAAUGUAUGAUGCAUAAAUCUAUUGCGUGUCUUUGGACUCAAAUUAGAACGUUUUUAUAAAAUGAGUGAAGUGUCAGAGACUCUAAAAAAUAAGGUUUAUUUCGCUGCUCGUGAUGGGUGUGCUGUCCUUCUGUGCGCAAUUUUAUCAGAGAAAACCCCAGCAGAAGUACAAGAACUACUUAAUCAACAGGUGAUAGAGGAAGAUGGACAGAAAUGUACACCUCUUAUUGUAGCAGCGAGACAUGGACAUGACAGGUUAGUCAAGAUGCUGCUUUCCAAAUGCCAACCUGACAUAGAGCAAGAGGGAACUGUGAAGUUUGAUGGCUAUGUUAUAGAAGGUGCCAGUGCAUUGUGGUGUGCAGCAGGAGCCGGCCAUCUAAAUGUUGUCAAAACAUUGGUUAAAUCAGGUGCUAAUGUUAAUCAUCCUACUAGAACAAAUUCAACUCCAUUGCGUGCAGCAUGUUUUGAUGGUCGGCUGGAUAUUGUGAAGUAUUUAACAGAGCACAAUGCUGAUAUUCACAUAGCAAAUAAGUAUAAUAAUACCUGCUUAAUGAUUGCUGCCUAUAAAGGUCAUCUGGAUGUAGUGAGCUUUUUGUUGGAAAAAGGUGCUAACCCAGAUGAAAAGGCACACUGUGGAGCUACAGCUUUACAUUUUGCCGCUGAGUGUGGACAUGUUGCAAUUGUCAAGGAGCUGCUGGACUAUGGUGCACUUAUAACAAAAAAUGAAAAUGGUAUGAGUCCACUGAUUGCUGCAGCUGAAAGAACAAGAGCAGAUGUUGUAGAAUAUCUCAUUACGAGGCCAGAAGUUUCUCGACAAGAGAAAAUAGAUGCAUUAGAGCUGCUGGGGGCCUCAUUUGCAAAUGAUAAAGAUAAUUACUGUCUUCAACGAGCUUAUUACUACUUACAUCAUACUAUGGAAAUGAGGUACAGUGAUCCAAAUGAUGUUGUGCAGAAGAAGCUCUGCAAACCAGUUCCAGCUUAUGAAAACUGGGUGGAAUGUCAAACACUAGAAGAACUGGAAGCCAUUCAAAAUAACCAAAAUGCUUUACAUAUGGAAUCCUUGGCAAUUCGGGAGAGGAUAUUGGGUACUCAUAACCCUGAAGUGCCUCAUCCUGUUAUCUUUCGUGGGGCAGUCUUUGCAGAUAACGCUAGGUUUGAUCGCUGCAUUGAAUUGUGGCUCCAUGCUCUUCAUCUUCGUCAAUUAAAUAAAGUGUCAGUUGUCAAAGAUCUACUAAGAUUUGCACAGGUGUUUUCGCAGAUGGUUCAUGUUGGAGUUGAACUGACAUUUCCACACGUUGAAAAUGUGUUAAAUGCAUGUGUUAUUGAACUUGAAAGGAAUAAAGAAAAGAUGAUCAAUCCUGGUCCCAAGGAUGAUGUAGAGCAAGUAAUGGAAGAAUUUGAAAGCAACAUUACAACUGUUUUGUAUAUACUGGUCAUCAUAACAAAAUUAAUGAAAACAUGUACAAAAAAAGAAGAGUUUCGAGUAAACAGUUUAGUUUAUAGAUUGAAUAAGUUGAAUGUAGCAACAAGAGAAGGAAAAACGUUACUACAUUUAUGUGUUGAUGCAGAAACACCUGUUGAUGAUUUCCAUACCAAUGAUGUAUGCAAAUUCCCCUGUGCUACAACAGCUAAGUUACUGAUUCAAUGUGGUGCAGAUGUGAACGCGAUGGACAGUAACAGAAAUACUCCAUUACACGUGAUAGUUAGCUAUCAGAAGCCAAUUAGUGACUUCUUGACGCUCCAUGCAAUUAUAAUGGAUUUGACUGAAGCUGGAGCUCAUAUGGACACAGUCAACAAUCAUGGGGAAACACCGUUUCAAGCAGCAACAUCAGGUGUGGCAGAAAUAAUUCUGCGAACCCAAACAAAGUUAAGUUUAAAGUGCAUGGCUGCAAAAGCUGUGAAAUCUUUCAAUCUGACCUAUCAAGGACAUGUACCACAGUCUCUGGAAAGUUUCAUUGAAUUGCAUGGGCCUGCAGUUAAACAAGGAUGACAUAAAUGAUGUUCCUAGGACAAAAUGCCUGUCAGGCACCAUUAGUGUGAAUUAAGUGUAAAAUCACGACUUGCCAAUUAUUUUUUACUUUUUUACAUUUGUAAAAAGUUUCAUAUUAGUGCACAGAAAAGUGAUAAGACCUGAACUUUCAUUGUAGCCUAUUUACAAUGGAGUUGUGUGAGUGUAAGGACUUGUUUGAAUGUGAAUUUGUGGACAUCCUUUUUAAUUUAUUAUAAGUAAUAUUUGUGCUCUGCUGUUUGGAUGUAUGUACAUAGGAUUUGAAGCAGAAAAGGCCAGACAGAUAGCCAGUAUGUAAUUUAUUGUAAGAAAUGUUUUACAUGAAGUUUGAGUUAUUAUUGGUGUUGACGUAACUGUUUCUGUGAUAUUAUCUGAAGAUAAGUAGAUUAAUGGCAGCAUUUUUGAAAUGGAAUUGUCAGUCUUUAAUAGCAGAUUCUCUUGAAGUAUGUUGUUAACAUUCAACAUUGCUUUGCUCUUGCAUGAUAUACUGGAGCAAGUGAAAUAAAAAUCACUGUGAUACUAAAGCAAUGUUAUUUUACAAAGAUUCAUUAUUGGGUUCUUAUGAACUGUAUUUGAUUCAUUCUUGUAGAUUUUCACCUCUUGUUUUUAAAAAUGGUGCAUUUCCCAUAUAGUGUUGGUAUUUUUACUCACUGAUCAGUACCCAUUGUAAAGACAUGCAGUGUCUUCAUUUUUUUCUGAGCAUUUUGCAGAAAUAUUAUGUUUUGAAUGUUUUUUUUUUUUUUUUUUUUUUUUUUUCCAGUGAAAUAGUGGUGCUGUGUGUAUUUUCAUAGGAUGGUGGUGACAUUUCUGUAUGGUUCUUAAAUAUGUGGACACUAUGUACAUCAAAUUACCAGCAGAACUAUCAUGAAUAUUCAUUCAAUAAUGGAACUGGAAAGCUUUCACAGUUACAAAUAUUUCGUAUUUUUCAUAAAUUUCUCUUGCACAUACUCUUUUUUUAUUUAUUUGUUAAUGUGACAGAAGUAUUGACAAAAUGUUGUGUUGCUAUGCUGUAUCUGAUGGUUGAAAUCAAUUGACGUGGAAGGAUUGAGAGGAAGGUGGGAGUCCAAUACCCUCACUCUGUAAUACAUCACAGAAAAAUUUGGGAUUUAGUGUGCGAUAUUGACACACGCCCCCUGGUUACGAGGAAUUGCCUGGCCUAAGCUCUCCUUCUCUUUGUUAGCUAAAUUUUGACAAUGUUUCCACUGCUCAUACUUGAAAGUGCACUGUGUUGGAUUCCACUUAUCACAAAUACUUAAUAAAAUUUGCAAUUAUUGCAUACUACACACAAACUAUAUUGACAGUGCUGCAUCAUAUAAAAAAACUUUGUACUGCCUCUAACUGGUCAGCUACUACGUUUGUAAAUUUUUCCAUACAAAUAUGGUGUUUUUAUUCUGUGAUAAAAACAAAAAUAAUUAUUUAGGUGUGGGUUUUGUUAGCUAUAGGUGUUACAGCUUUUAAAAAUAUGAAUUUUGGAGGUAUGUUCAUGUUGGUAACUUUAGUGUUACCAGUCGCAGUUAUUACAUUAUUAUCAACUUAAAACUAAAUGGAGUACUAAUGACAAUAGUAUCAGAGUUAAAAAUUUAGCUUGACUACAUAUAUGGCCUCUUCCUACGCCCCCCCCCCCCCCUCCCUUAAAAAAAAAAAAGCGCGUUUAUGUUACUGUUCCCUGUACGUAACGUCUCUUGUGCCCCUUUCCCCAUGUUUCAUAUUUACAAUUUAUUAAUUAGUUUUCAUUGUAAUAUGUGUGUUAAUAUUUUGAUCUAAACCAACAUUGAACUUCCAAAAUGAAUUUGUGUAGCAAAAGGAUGUUUUGUGUACACUUGAGUCAUAGCUUACCUUGAAAAUUUUUGUUGUUUUAAGCUUUGUGGUACCUCUCUUUUACUGUCAUCAGUGAUUCUGUGCUACGUGGAACAUCAACCUGACAUUGUGUAGUUUGUUUCAGCAUCAUGAACAUUGAUCAGUAAGUGACCAUUACUGUGCAGUGGUAAAGGAAUUUGAAAUGAAGUCAGAGUUAUGGAUUACCAAAGAAAAACAUAUAUCCUAUUCCUCAUACUUGGUGAAUUGUAGCAUUGUCUACGUGAUCAUUAGCAAAAUUUACAUCUAAAUGUAGUAUUAUCCAAUUAUGCCCUUUAACUAUGAUUAUUUGGCAGAGAUCUUGCCUUACCUCGGUUAAAAUGAAUAAUGAAAGCAAUAUAUUAACGAAAAUUAACCCUUUCGCUGCUGUGUGUGUGUGUGUGUGUGUGUGUGUGUGUGUGUGUGUCAUAUAUAUAUCCUGCUACAACAUUCCUCACAAUCUUUGGCCAUGUAUACAUGCGCCGCUUGGGUUUUCCCACAAUCUGAAUGCGUCCUGAGCCACUGAGCCGGCCGGAGUGGCCGUGCGGUUCUAGGUGCUACAUUCUGGAGCCAGGCGACCGCUACGGUCGCAGGUUCGAAUCCAGCCUCGGGCAUGGAUGUGUGUGAUGUCCUUAGGUUAGUUAGGUUCUAGGCGACUGAUGACCUUAGAAAUUAAGUCGCAUAGUGCUCAGGGCCAUUUGAACCAUUUUAAGCCACUGACCUCUCACUACUGUGGAUGAGUUACUUCUGUUUCUUGGUGAAUAAAAAGUUUUGAAUAUUGUAGCAUAUGUGGCUUAUUGUAUGCUAUCAUUUGCAAGAAACCUCGUUUCGACAUCUUGAAUGGUUUGAGAUAUGAUGAUUGUUAUGAUGACAUAAUUCACUAUGAGCAAGGACGUGAAUGGGCAUCCUUCGGAUAUAAAACCUAGUAACUUGAGAAUGAAAUGAUCUGCUCCCAACUUUAUUUGAAGUUUCAAUAUCGUACCUUCAUUUCAUUCGCUGCAAUGUCUGAGCUAAAAGCAACCAUACGCAAAGUUUAUGCUAUGUGUUUUUACCUCUGUAGACUGUCUUAAAAUUUUGUGCACUGGUUUGCUUUGAUGCACAGUAAGUAUUAUGGAUAAUGAAAAGAAAAUCAGUUCUUUAUUGAGUGAAGAUAUGCAAAAAUCAAAUUUUUUCACAUUAUGGUGUUCAAAAAAUCAGAUAAGUAUGUCGUAUCACCCAGAACGCCAUCUCUUGGCACAGGCACCAGCAUUUUGAACAGUACAGCCAUAACAAAAGGCACCUCAGAACAGAAUGCAAAGAGCAUGUCUGUAGCAGCUAAAGGGUUAAAUCUUUCACUGAAAGAACUUUUACCACGUUGCUAUCUGUUACGUAGCACUCCUCCUCUGCCUCAAAAUAUAGUACGUAGUAGGAUGGAGAUUAAUGUCUCACGGCUAGUAGGUAGGUUGUUGAAAGCAGAGCAGUAACUUGCUUCACGCCAUGAUAGUAUGAAGAUUUUUUCUCAGCAUUUCCUUUACACCAAGGGAGUCAUGCCGGGAUUUGAAGCUGGUGUCUUAACCACACAAAACGGUUUUUUCCUCCAUUGCAUAAGCUGUGUUAAUGCAGAUGUGAAAUUGUAAACCUGUUAUACUACACUGUUGAGAUUCACCAUCUUCAAAUGCAGUGCUUAUACAAGUACCUUUCUUGAAGCUGAUGGCUUCCUGGGCAGCACAGUCAGCUUUUAAUCAAGUAGCUAUUAUGUUUAUGAAAUGUUACCAGUUUUUAAAAUGUGAUGGUAUAUAUAAAUGGAUUGAGUGUAUGUUCAUUGUGCUUGAUGUUGUAUUGAGUGAGAUUCCCAAUUACAACUGUAAUGUGGUCCAUUCUCUCCUUCCUUCUUUUGUAAUGAUGGUGAAGUACAAAUGCUGUGAACUUUUUGGCAAACACUGUCUCAUUUACGAAAGUGUCAUACACAUAAUAAAAUAAUGUACAUGUUGUUUGGAAA